Molecule: messenger RNA, 5325 nt
Organism: Closterium sp. Yama58-4
Lineage: Eukaryota; Viridiplantae; Streptophyta; Zygnematophyceae; Desmidiales; Closteriaceae
Source: the annotation of a GenBank genome assembly
AUGGCUGCGCCCCUCGCUGGUCCCAAGUGCAAGAACCGCUUCCCCAAGUACCCGCUCUGCAAGUUCGUCAACGACAUGGCCACUUCGUUCAAGCCCACCGUCGUCGACGCUGCCAGCGGCAAGACGCUUCAGAUUAGCGCCUACCAGAUCUACCACAAAUUUCACCGCGACCUGCCGGCGACGAAGCAGUACGCGUACGGCAUGGACGCGAAGACGGCGUCGUAUCCGGGGCCCAUCCUGAUCGCGAAGAAGGGCGUGCGCACCAAGGUGUACUGGCAGAACAAGCUGCUGGACCGCCAGCACAUGUUCACCAACGACUUCACGCUCAUGCCCAUGAUGGCCAAGCCCAAGAUGGGCGGCAUUCCCAUCGUGGUGCACAGGCACGGCGGCGAGCAGGGGAGCAAUUCCGAUGGGCACCCCGACGCGUGGUUUACGCAGUUCGGCGAGGUUGGCCCAACCUUCAAGUCGCGCCUCUACCGCUACGGCAACCAGCAGAGCGCGUCGCUCAUCUGGUUCCACGACCACGCGCUCGGGUGGACGCGUCUGAACACGGUGGCGGGGCUGGCGGGUGCGUACAUCAUCGUGGAUCCCAAGGGCGACGAAAAGAACCUCCAGUUCCUCCCGCAGCCCGGCAGCGCGCGCUACGUGCCGCUCGUUCUCGCGGACCGCUCGUUUUUCGCCAACGGGUCGAUCGACUACCCGAACGUGGGGAUCGUGCCCAAGGUGCACCCUAACUGGGUUCCCGAGUACUUGGGCAACCACAUUCUCGUAAACGGCGUCGUGUGGCCGUACCUCAAGGUCCGGCGCGCGCUGUACCGCUUCCGCGUGCUGGGCGGGUCGAACGCGCGCUUCUACAACCUCAAGUUCACGUGCGCGGGACGCGGAGACUACCCCAACUUCACCCCCCCUCUCAAGGGCCCCAGCCUCGAGAUUAUCCAGAUCGGUUCGGAUGGUGGGUACCUGGCGGCGCCGGUGCGGAUGUCGUCGCUGCUGGUGAUGCCGGGCGAGCGGAUGGACAUUCUGGUGGACUUCAACGGCGCGCCCGGGCACUGCAAGGACGUCAUUCUCACCAACGACGCGCGCGCCCCCUACCCCGCUGGCGAGCCCGCUGACGCCAACACGGGCGUCGUCAUGCGCUUCGUGCUCACCAAGCGCACCGCGAUCCCCGCCCCGCCCAUGCCUAGCUCCCUCGUCAGCAUUCCUCGGGUGGAUAUGGGCAGCGUGGCGCGUGUGCGGUUCAACACGCUGGUGGAAAUCAUGGAUCCCGCGACGCAGCUGCCCAUCCGCGUGACCAUCGACGGCAAGAUGCACCACGACCGCGCCACCGAGAUCGCCAAGGAGGGCACGGCGGAGCUGUGGAACAUCAUCAACCUCAGCGCGGACGCGCACGCCAUGCACCUGCACCUCAUCCAGCACCGCCCCAUCUCGCGCCGCCCCUUCGACAUUGCCAAGUUCCAGGCGGGCAAGUGCUCGUUCAAGGACAAGAGCAAGCCCAGCUGCUACACUGGCCCCGCUGUUGAGGUGAACGCGAAUGAGCGCGGGUGGAAGGACACGACCCUGUCACAGCCCGGCCAGGUGCUCACGAUUUACACUCCGUUCUACCAGCAGUCGGGGGUGAAGACCUUCGAGUUUGACGCGAGCAGCGGGCCGGGCUAUGUGUGGCAUUGCCACAUGCUGGAGCACGAGGAGAAUGACAUGAUGCGGCCUCUCAUUAUCACCAACAUGGAGGAGGCCAGCGGCACUGGCAUCUUACCUACUGAUGCUCAUCGCCGUUUCAACAGCUUCAAUCACGGACUGUGGGGCCUCCGGAAGACGACGCUUGACGACUGCGAGUUGAUCGGAAAGGCGGGAAUCUGCGACAGAGCAGACGCGCUCGUGAUCGCUGAGGACGCCAUGGAAGCGUGCGAGUACGAGCGGGCCGUGCAGGGGUGCCUGGCGUCGCUGCAUCCGUCGCCAGCCGUCGCCGUGACGGUGGAGCGCGAGAACCUCAGUCGCAUCCGCGCGUCGCACGCUGUGCUCCCAGAGGCGCGCCUCGAUUACAGCUCUUCGGGCUGCGUGCAGCAGGCAGGUGCAGCACCAGGCACGUGCGCCAUGAGCCAACCCAGCAGCCCCUACCUCAUCACCCCCUCCCGCCUUGACCUGAGCCACGGCGGAUGGGAGGGUGAGAACGAGCAGGCGGAGGCGGCGGAGGAGGAGGGCGGGUACGGCCCGCCCUUCGCCCUGAGAGCCACUGAGGCCCGCACUGCCCGCUGCCGCGGGAAUGAGAGGCGCGGAGCGCAGAACGGGUCUUUGGUGGGCGAGCCGGUAGGGGCUGUGGGGGGUGAGGAGGAGCAGAGCGGGGCGGAGGCUGGUGGGGCAGUGUUGGGGAGUGUCGAUGGAGAUGCGCGAGAUGGUGGAGGAGCGACGGUGGACGUGAGGUUGGAAUGCACUCGCCUGGAGGUGCGUGCUGUUGGGAAGGAGGGUGUUGAGGCACCUAGCAACCCCUCUCCGCCGCCUUCUGAUUGGUCCAAUCCUUCCCCUUCGCCGCCUCCUGAUUGGUCCAAUCCUUCUCCUUCGCCACCUUCUGAUUGGUCCAAUCCUUCCCCCCCGCCGCCUUCUGAUUCGACGGGAGACACCUCGUCUUCUGGUAGCUGGUGGCCCUGGGGUGGUUCAGGUGACAGCUCAGGUGAAAUCUCAGAUGAAACAACAAGCAGCGGGGACCAGACAGCAAGCCCACCUCCCUGGAGCCCACCUCCCCCAAGCCCACCCCCACCCAGCCCUCCCCCUCCUUCUGACACUUACACUGACCCAAGCACUCCUCCUGCCGACCCUGCAUCCACUGAUGCUCCUGCUACUGAUACUAACUCUUAUACCGAUUCAGGUGCUGCUGUGGACCCUGCAUGGGGUGCCGGAACUGACCCUAAUGCUGCUACCGCGGAUAACACUGCUGACAUUGCAGCUGCCACUGACGCGGCUGCUUCUUCAGGUGCUGCCGACACCUCAGGUGCUUCUUCAGGUGCUACCGACGCCUCAGGUGCUUCCUCGGGCAUUGACGGUUCCGUCUCGUUUGUGUCAGACGAGGACGGCGACUCUAGCAGCAGCAGUGACAGCAGCGGGGGUGACAGUGGCGAGGAGGAGGGGCCUCUGACGAGCAACCCAUCAUAUGGUGCCACGAUGGCAGGGGACGAGGCAAUGGAUUCGACCACGUGCAACAUAUACGAGGGCGAGUGGGUGUGGGACGAGGACAACCGCCCUGCAUAUAACUCAGAGUCUUGCCCGUUCAUCAAUUCGGUGUCGCCCACCACCAACUGCCUCAGACAGAAGUUCGGCCGGCAGGACCAUUCAUGGAUGCGCUACUCGUGGAAGCCAAAGCAGUGUGGCGGCAGCAUCCUUCGCUUCCAAGCGGCCGACUUCGCCCAGAAGAUGCAGAACAAGGUGAUUGCGCUGGUGGGCGACUCACUCAUCACCGAAGGCUUCAUGCCCUCGAUGCUCUGCCAGUUGGCGCAGGUGGGCACGGUGAGCCGCGUGGAGGGCAGUGCGCUGGGCAACUUUGUGUGGCGCCUGGACUCGCACAACGUGACCGUCGCCAACUACUGGAGCCCCUUCCUCAUGUGGACCUCUGCCAACCCCGUGGUCAUUCGCAAGCUGAGGGUGCAGGAUCCAGGGCUGGGCGACACAGCGGUGAAUCUGGGCGCGUUUGACCCGCAGUGGUUCGACCAGGUGCAGGCCAUGGACCUCAUCGUCUUCCAGUCCGCCACUCACUGGCCGCAUGCCGAGAGAUGGUUGAGGCGCUUCUUUGUGGACCGCAAGUGGCACCGCAUCGACCCCGAGCCUGGCACCAUGAGCGCGUACAGGCAAGCGCUGAACAAGCUGGGCAAGUCGUUCAACGCGGGCAACAGCAAGCGCUGGGACCUGCCCGUGCCCUACUUCCUCUCCGCUCCUCCCCGCCUCGUUAACUGCCAGGGCUCCUACGCCCCUGCCAACAGGUCUACGUACGAGCGCAUGGUGCGGGGGAACCCUCAGAGCCGCAAGUGGUUCCCCGUGCAGCGGGACGUGCUAAGCCCCAGCAAGAACAUUCGCUUUGUGGACAUCACACACCCGUCACUGUACAGAAGCGAUGCCAUGCUGGCGUCGCAGGCCCCUGAGAGCAAGGACUGCCUGCACCCGUGCCUGCCAGGGCUUCCUGACAUCUGGGUGGAUCUGUUUUAUGAAGUAUGGAAGGCCGACCCUGAGAGCGAUCCUGCAUGCACAGACGCUGGUGCGGCCAAUGGGGGGAGGAAGGCGGUGUGGAGAGUGGACGCCACUGCUCCCGGCGAUGCGUUUGUGCGGCGGGUGGGGCGGCAGCUGUGGCUGCGAGGCAAGCCGUUCUAUGUGAACGGGUGGAACACGUACUGGCUCAUGUAUAUCGCCAGCAUUCCAGACAAGAAGUAUCUGGUGAACCAGGCGCUGAGCCAGGGGCGCACCAUGGGCCUCACGGUGUGCCGCACAGGGGCGUUUUUUGACGGCCCUGGCUGGCAUGCGCUGCAGACGAGCCCUGGGGUGUUCGACGAGAACACGUUCAAGGCCCUGGACUACGUGAUUUUCACGGCCAAGAGGUUUGGAAUUCGGUUGCACAUGGUGCUGAACGGCAACUGGGAUGACUAUGGAGGCAAGAACCAGUACGUCAAGUGGAGCAUUGAAGCCGGGGGCACCCCUCCCGGGGAUGACACGGCCUUCUUUGUCGACCCACUCUGCCGCUCAUUCUACAAAAACUUUAUCAAGGCUGUAAUCAUGAGGCGCAACACCCUCACAGGCCAGCUGUACCGCGACGACCCCACCAUCUUCGGCUGGGAGCUCAUGAACGAACCCCGCGUCUACGCCGAUCCCUCUGGGGACGUCCUCCAGGCGUGGAUCACGGACAUGGCAGCGUAUGUCAAGUCCCUCGACCCCAACCAUCUGCUCUCCAUCGGCUCGGAGGGAUUUUAUGGUCCCUCCACACCGGAUCGGGCCAAGGCUCUGAACGCGGAGUGGUGGAUGAUGAACGUGGGGACCGACUUUGUGCGGAACAAUAUGGUUGCCGGAAUUGACAUUGCGUCAGUUCAUGCUUAUGCCUUCAGCAGGUACUCUGUGUCGGCAUGGAGCGACAAGCUGGCAUAUUUCACAAACUUCGUGAAGGGCCAUUUGGAGGACGGGGAUGGGGUGCUCAACAUGCCAGUGCUCAUCGGCGAGUUUGGCCCCGAGAGCAUCAAGAAGCUUCCGGACGGCAGCAUGGCGCGGCGCAACGAGGUGUACAGCGCGCUGUACCAGAUGGUGCUGGAGUCGGUUAAGAAGAGGGGCUCUGCUGGUGGUAUGUGUGUGUGUGUGUGA